AGGGUAAAGCAAUAAAGGGUGCCUACCGGUUCCAUGCCAUCAUUACAACAUUUGAAAUGAUUCUGACAGACUGCCCUGAGCUCAGAAACAUCCACUGGCGAUGUGUGAUUAUUGACGAGGCUCACCGGCUAAAAAAACAGAAACUGUAAGCUCUUGGAAGGGCUAAAGAUGAUGGAUUUGGAACACAAAGUGCUGCUAACAGGGACCCCUUUGCAAAACACUGUGGAGGAGCUUUUCAGCCUGCUGAACUUCCUAGAACCCGAACGCUUCCCAUCAGAGAGCAAUUUUAUGCAAGAGUUUGGUGAUCUAAAAACUGAAGAACAGGUACAAAAGCUUCAAGCAAUACUUAAACCGAUGAUGUUAAGACGUCUUAAAAGAAGAUGUUGAGAAGAAUUUGGCCCCAAAGGAAGAAACCAUUAUCGAAUAGAACUGACAAACAUCCAGAAGAAAUAUUACAGAGCCAUCUUGGAGAAGAAUUUUGCUUUCCUUUCCAAAGGAAGUGGCGGUGGCCAUGCAAAUGUUCCUAACCUUCUAAACACUAUGAUGGAGCUGAGAAAAUGCUGCAACCAUCCUUACCUUAUUAAUGGUGCUGAAGAGAAAAUUUUGGAAGAAUUUAAGGAGGCGCACAACGGUGACCUUCCAGAUUUUCAGCUCCAGGCUAUGAUCCAGGCCGCUGGCAAACUAGUUCUGAUUGACAAGCUGCUGCCAAAACUGAAGGCUGGUGGCCACAGGGUGCUCAUCUUCUCCCAGAUGGUGCGUUGCUUGGACAUUCUGGAAGACUACCUCAUCCAACGCAGAUACCCAUAUGAGAGAAUUGAUGGCAGAGUGAGAGGCAACCUUCGCCAGGCUGCUAUUGACAGAUUCUCCAAGCCAGAUUCUGAUAGGUUUGUGUUCCUGCUGUGUACAAGGGCAGGAGGUCUGGGCAUUAAUUUAACUGCUGCUGAUACUUGCAUUAUCUUUGUGAUUCUGACUGGAACCCCCAGAAUGACCUUCAGGCGCAAGCUCGGUGCCAUCGGAUUGGACAGAGUAAAUCGGUUAAAAUUUACCGCCUGAUCACAAGAAAUUCUUAUGAGCGUGAAAUGUUUGAUAAGGCUAGCCUGAAACUUGGCUUGGAUAAGGCAGUUCUGCAGUCCAUGAGUGGAAGAGAGAAUGCUACGAAUGGGGUACAGCAACUUUCCAAGAAGGAGAUCGAAGACCUGCUUCGGAAAGGGGCAUAUGGUGCAUUAAUGGAUGAAGAAGAUGAAGGCUCCAAGUUCUGUGAGGAAGAUAUCGAUCAAAUACUUUCCAGGAGAACCCAUACCAUCACUAUAGAAUCGGAAGGAAAGGGCUCCACCUUUGCAAAAGCCAGUUUUGUUGCCUCUGGGAACCGGACAGAUAUUUCUUUGGAUGACCCUAAUUUCUGGCAGAAGUGGGCCAAGAAAGCAGAGCUCGAUCUUGAUGUAUUAAAUGGAAGGAACACACUGGUAAUUGACACACACCGCGGGUAAGGAAGCAGACCAGACUUUACAGUGCAGUAAAGGAAGAUGAGCUUAUGGAGUUCUCUGACCUGGAGAGUGACUCUGAGGACAAACCUAGCAUCAAACCACGUCGGCCUCAGGACAAGUCCCAGGGCUAUGCGAGAAGCGAAUGUUUUAGAGUUGAAAAAAACCUGCUGGUCUAUGGGUGGGGCCGAUGGACAGAUAUUCUUUCCCACGGCCGCUUCAAGCGUCAACUUACAGAACAAGACGUGGAAACCAUCUGCCGUACCAUUUUGGUGUACUGUCUCAACCAUUACAGAGGGGACGAGAACAUCAAAAGCUUUAUCUGGGAUCUAAUCACACCAACAGAAGAUGGCCAGACUCGGGCUCUGGUAAACCACUCAGGCCUCUCUGCUCCGGUACCCAGGGGCAGGAAAGGAAAGAAGGUGAAAAGCCAGAAUUCGCAGCCUGUGCUCAAGCAUGCAGACUGGCUCCCCAGCUGCAAUCCCGAUACCUUGUUUCAGGAGGAUAGCUACAAAAAGCACCUUAAGCAUCACUGUAACAAGGUCCUGCUGCGUGUCCGCAUGCUCUACUAUCUCAGGCAAGAAGUGAUAGGGGACCAAGCUGACAAAAUCUUGGAGGGUGCUGACUCAAGUGAGAUAGAUAUUUGGAUACCAGAGCCCUUCCAUGCAGAAGUUCCUACAGAUUGGUGGGAUAAUGAAGCUGAUAAAUCCCUUUUAAUUGGUGUCUUUAAACAUGGUUAUGAGAAGUAUAAUUCCAUCCGGGCUGAUUCAGCUCUGUGUUUCCUGGAGAGAGUCGGAAUGCCUGAUGCAAAAGCAAUUGCUGCAGAGCAGAGAGGGACAGAUAUGCUGGCAGAUGGUGGUGAUGGGGGAGACUUUGAUCGAGAGGAUGAAGAUCCAGAAUACAAACCGGCACGGCUUCCAUUUAAAGAUGAUAUGGAUGAAUUUGCAAACUCACCUCUAGAAGACAAAGAGGAAUGCAUGGAAAUGGACGCGCAAGCUGCAGAGAAGAUGGGUGAAGGCAGCACAGAGAUGGGCAAACUGUAUUGGCCUCAUACUUCAGCCCUUACUACCCGUCUGCGUCGUCUAAUAACUGCCUACCAACGCAGUUAUAAGCGCCCAGCCAGCAAAUGAGGCAAGAGGCCCAGAUGAAAACAGACCGAAGAAGAAGGCGUCCGCGGGAAGAAGUAAGGGCCUUGGAAGCAGAGAGGGAAGCGAUUAUAACAGAGAGACGGCAAAAAUGGACAAGAAGGGAAGAGGCUGACUUCUAUCGUGUAGUGUCCACUUUUGGAGUCGUUUUUGACCCUGUGAAACAAAAUUUUGAGUGGAACCAGUUUAGAGCUUUUGCCCGUCUGGAUAAAAAAUCUGAUGAGAGUCUGGAGAAGUAUUUCAACUGCUUUGUGGCUAUGUGCCGAAGAGUUUGCAGAAUGUCCAGCAAGCCUGAAGAUGAUCUUUGUGAUCUUGCUACAGUAAUUGAGCCCAUAACAGAGGAACGUGCUUCUAGAACUCUUUAUCGCAUUGAACUUUUGCGAAAAAUUCGGGAACAAGUUCUUCAUAACCCCCAACUGAAUGAGAGACUUAAACUCUGCCAGCCAAGCCUUGACCUUCCAGAAUGGUGGGAAUGUGGAAAACACGACAGAGACUUGUUGGUUGGUGCAGCAAAACAUGGCGUUAGUAGGACAGAUUAUCAUAUUCUUAAUGAUCCUGACUUGUCUUUUUUGGAAGCUCAUAGGAAUUUUGCUCAAAACCGAGGUAGCACACAUCCAAAUAUGCCCAUCCUUCUACCACCUGGGUCUAGUUAUAGUGUGACACCCCCCCUAUAAUGCCCUCUUCUCCUGUGCGGGAUGAGAAAACUGGAGAACAGGAGGAAGUGAAAUCUGAGAAAGUUGAAGAGGUGGACAUUAAGGAAGAAGCAGAGAUUAAAAAAGAACCUGUAGAGCCUGAGGAGAAACCUGUAAAACAGGAGAUUGAAUCUGAAACUGUUCCUGUUAAGGAGGAAAUUAAAAACUCAGAGGUUACUCCGGAUGCUGAUCCAAAAUCCAUUUCUGAGAAGGGAUCGGAAGAAGAUGAAGAAAAGUUAGAUGAGGAUGAUGAUAAAUCUGAAGAGUCUUCCCAGGCAGAAGCCGGGAUAGCUUCUCAGGACAAAAACUUUGACGAGGAAAGCAAUGCCUCGUUGAGUACUGCACGUGAUGAAACACGAGAUGGCUUUUUCCUGGAAGACUGUGAGCCGUCCGGGCUUCAUAUGCUGCGAGAGAGGACCUUCUCAUUCUCCUUCUGGCCUAAGGAUCGUGUGAUGAUCAACCGAUUAGACCACAUCUGUGAGACUGUGCUGAAAGGAAAGUGGCCAGUAAACAGACGCCAGAUGUUUGAGUUCCCCGGGCUCAUCCCUGGAUACACACCAACUGCCAUGGACAGCCCGAUGCAGAAGAGAAGCUUUGCUGAGCUCUCCAUGGUGGCCCAGGGCAACUUCAGUGGAAGUGAAGAGAUCACUGCUUCCCCACAACUGUCUCAGGAAAGCGCUAUGAGUUUGUCAGUACCUCGUCAGCGAAGGCGGCGGAGGAGGAAGAUUGAGGUUGAAGCAGAACGAGCUGCAAAGAGGAGGAAUCUAAUGGAAAUGGUGGCUCAGUUGCGUGGAUCGCAGAUGGGAGCAGAAAAUGGACAAGAGAAAGUUGUGGAUUUAUCAAAUGCCUCCAGGGAGGCUACAAGUUCUACCUCAAAUUUUUCAUCUCUUACUCCUAAGUUUAUCUUGCCUAAUUCCUCCACCCCUGUCUCUGAUGCCUUUAAAACACAAAUGGAGCGACUGCAGGCAGGUCUUUCUUGCACGCCGACUAGGCAUCUCCUCAACGGUUCUCUAAUAGAUGGAGAGCCUCCAAUGAAGAGGAGAAGAGGAAGAAGGAAAAACGUAGAAGGUCUUGAUCUAUUGUUCAUGAGCAACAGACGGACUUCCUUAUCUACGGAAGAUACCGAUAUGACCAAAGCAUAUGAGGAUGAUAUUGAAACACCACCAGCAAGAAACAUUCCAUCUCCCGGGCAGCUGGAACCAGAGACCCGGAUCCCUGUCAUUAACCUAGAAGAUGGGACCAGACUAGUUGGGGAGGAUGCUCCCAAAAAUAAGGACUUGGUUGAAUGGUUGAAACUGCAUCCUACUUACACUGUCGAUAUGCCAAGUUAUGUACCAAAGAGCGCGGAUAUGUUGUUCUCCCCAUUUCAAAAACCUAAACAGAAGCGUCACAGAUGCCGGAAUCCUAACAAGCUGGAUAUUAACACAUUAACGGGAGAUGAAAGAGUGCCUGUAGUAAAUAAGCGCAAUGGCAAAAAGAUGGGUGGUGCAAUGGCUCCUCCAAUGCGGGAUCUUCCUCGCUGGUUAGAAGAAAACCCUGAAUUUGCUGUUGCUCCAGAUUGGACGGACAUAGUUAAGCAGUCUGGUUUUGUACCGGAGUCAAUGUUUGAUCGUCUUCUCACUGGACCUGUUGUAAGAGAGGAGGGAGCCAGCCGAAGAGGGAGAAGGCCAAAAAGUGAAAUUGCCAAAGCAGCUGCAGCAGCUGCUGCCGCUGCUGCAGCCUCGACAUCUGGAAUCAAUCCACUGUUGAUGAAUAGCCUCUUUGCUGGAAUGGAUCUUGCUAGUCUUCAGAAUCUUCAGAACCUGCAGUCUCUCCAGCUUGCUGGUCUUAUGGGGUUCCCUCCAGGCCUUGCAACAGCUGCUGCUGCUGGAGGGGAUGCUAAAAAUCCUGCUGCCAUGCUGCCUCUGAUGCUGCCAGGUAUGGCAGGUCUGCCCAACAUGUUUGGUCUUGGUGGGCUCUUAAAUAACCCCUUAACAGCUGGCGGCGGUGGUAAUACUACUACAACUUCAAGUCAAGGAGAAUCUGAAGAUGGCACUUCAAAGUCUGAUGAGAAAAAGACAGAAACUGACGAGGAUGGCAAAGACUCUGAGAAAACUACAGACACUGCUUCUGCUACUGACUCUGUUGCUGCUGCUGCUACUACUGCAGCUGGAUUGGCUGCAAAUCCUCUGGCCUUCAGCCCCUUCCUACUAUCCACCAUGGCUCCAGGCCUUUUCUACCCCUCCAUGUUUCUACCUCCAGGGCUAGGAGGACUGACACUGCCUGGUUUUCCAUCACUAGCUGGACUUCAGAGUACUGUAAGCUCUAGUGAGGAAAAGGCCACUGACAAAGGGGAAACCGAGAACCAGGAAGCCAGCGAUGCAGACGAGACCCUGGACAAAACCGCAGACUCAUCCGUUUUGGAAGAUGACAUAGCACAUGAAGAAGAAUUAGACUCACCCGAAGCCGGGGAGGAGAACGACAAGGACAAAUAA
Messenger RNA from Staurois parvus, 5792 nucleotides. Lineage: Eukaryota; Metazoa; Chordata; Amphibia; Anura; Ranidae. The record is from the annotation of a GenBank genome assembly.